Nicrophorus vespilloides is the source of this 1723-nucleotide messenger RNA. RefSeq names its product flotillin-1. The record is from RefSeq and is a predicted model, not a curated record. Gene Ontology annotation, cellular component: plasma membrane. Gene Ontology annotation, biological process: protein kinase C signaling; positive regulation of endocytosis; regulation of receptor internalization. Bases 144 to 1433 code for a protein of 429 amino acids. The transcript is spliced from 9 exons. Lineage: Eukaryota; Metazoa; Arthropoda; Insecta; Coleoptera; Silphidae.
AAAGAAGUGCGCAAGUGCAGUACUGCGUCCCAAGCAGUCACAAGCAGAAUUGUGUCUACCACUAGGCCAUUUAGCAGCCAUCAGCAGCCAUUUAGUUGGAACGAGUUGUAUCGAGUUUGGUGUAGGCAUCUUAUUAUCUGAAAAUGACUUGGGGGUUUGUCACUUGUGGUCCAAAUGAGGCACUAGUCAUUUCAGGAUGUUGUUAUUCCAAACCCCAUUUAGUUCCCGGAGGCAGAGCAUUUAUUUGGCCUGCAAUUCAACGGAUACAAAGAAUAUCUUUGAAUACCAUGACUUUACAAGUAGAUAGUCCAACAGUUUAUACAAGUCAGGGAGUGCCAAUUUCAGUAACUGGAAUAGCACAGGUUAAGAUUCAAGGGCAAAAUGAAGAAAUGUUAUUAGCUGCUUGUGAACAGUUUUUGGGAAAAAAGGAGAAUGAUAUCCAACAUAUUGCAUUGGUAACAUUAGAAGGUCAUCAAAGGGCUAUUAUGGGUUCAAUGACUGUUGAAGAAAUAUACAAGGAUCGCAAAAAAUUCAGUAAACAAGUAUUUGAAGUUGCAUCUUCUGAUUUAGUCAACAUGGGCAUCACUGUAGUUUCAUACACUUUAAAAGAUAUUCGUGAUGAAGAGGGCGCCAAGGGAUACCUGAAAAGUCUAGGGAUGGCUCGUACAGCUGAAGUCAAGAGAGAUGCAAGAAUUGGGGAGGCUGAAGCCAGGUGUGAUGCACAAAUUAAAGAAGCCAUUGCAGAAGAACAAAGAAUGGCUUCAGUCUUUCUGAAUGAUACUGAUAUAGCAAAAGCACGAAGAGACUUUGAACUGAAGAAAGCUGCAUAUGAUGUUGAAGUGCAAACGAAAAAUGCUGAAGCUGAAUUAGCGUAUGAACUUCAAGCAGCUAAAACGAAACAACGAAUUAAAGAAGAACAGAUGCAAAUUAAAGUUGUAGAGAGGACACAGGAGAUUGCUGUACAGGAACAAGAAAUAGCAAGAAGAGAACGUGAAUUAGAAGCUACAGUGAGAAGACCAGCGGAGGCGGAAAAGUUCAGACUUGAGAAAAUAGCUGAAGCAAAUAAUAAACGGGUUCUGUUGGAAGCUGAAGCCGAAGCAGAGGCGAUUAGGUUAAAGGGACAAGCUGAAGCUUUUGCCAUUGAGGCUAAAGCUAAAGCAGAAGCUGAACAAAUGGCUAAAAAGGCAGAUGCGUGGAAGGAAUACAAGGAUGCAGCUAUGAUAGAUAUGCUACUCGAUGUUCUUCCAAAGGUGGCUGCUGAAGUUGCUGCUCCGUUGUCUCAAACGAAAAAAAUAACAAUGGUUUCAAGCGGUGACGGCAACGUGGGUGCAUCUAAAUUAACAGAUGAAGUAUUUGCAAUUGUGACUAAAGUACCAGAAUUGGUUAAAACAAUGACCGGAGUCGAUAUUUCCAAGUCUGUCCAUGCAGCCUAAAUCAAUAUAUACGGAAAAAUAAACAUGCAUAAUGCCUAUAGCUUAUAUAACAUAUAUAAUAUAUUUUGUAAUUAUUUUAUUUCCAGCUAAUUAUGUACAAUUCGUAAUACAGUAAAUUUUCCUUAUAAGUGACCUAAGAAUUAAUUCAGUUUUAAAAAAUAUAACAAGAAAUAGGAAUAGUGUUUGUUGGGUGUAUGAAAAGGCUUGUUAUGCAUAAAUAUAAGAAAAUAUAAUUAGUAUCACGUUUUAACAAAAAAUGUUGCUUAAAUAAAGGACGCUUAUAUCGAGAA